AUGAGGAAAGAGUUACCUGUGGAUAAAGGAGAAACUGAAAAAUUUACAAGUCAAGACUUUUUAAGCAAAAACAAAAAUAUGACUUUUAGUCACCAAUUCAGUACAGUGAAAAAAAAGUUGAAGAAGAGAUAUCUUGGAAAUAACAUCUGGGUUCUUAGCUGCACUGAGUCAAGCCAACUUACAUCUUUCUUUGUCUUUGGCUGCACUUUUCCUAUCACAUCACACUCCAGCAAUGCCAAGUUGUGCUGGCCUCCUACCUCAUUUCUCCUAUUUUGCCCCUGCCCCGCCGCGGCUUUUUGCGGCUUUCCGCCCCGGCCGCCGCGGCUUUUUGCCUCCGCCGCCGCUGCUUUUUGCGGCUUUUCGCCCCCGCCGCCGCGGCUUUUUGCGCCUUUUCGCGCCCGCCGCCGCCGCUGGUUUUUGCCGCCGAGGCUCUUUGCCCCCGCCGCCGCGGCUUUUUGCAGCUUUUUGCCCCCGCCGCCGUGGCUUUUUGUGUUUUGCCCCCGCUCCCGCUGCUUUUUGCCCCCUCUCAGCGGCUUUUUGUCGCCGCGGCUUUUUACCCCCGUUAGCGCGGCUUUUUGCCGCCCUAGCUUUUUGUCCCCGCCGCCGCGGCUUUUUGCAGCUUUUUGCCCCCGCCGCCGCCGCGGCUUUUUGCCUCCCGCCGCCGCGGUUUUUUUGCCCCCGCCGCCGCGGCUUUUUGCCGCCGCUGCUUUUUGCAGCUUUUUGCCCCCUGCCGCCGCGGCUCUUUCCCCUCGCCGCCUCGGCUUUCUGUGGUUUUUUGCCCCCGCUCCCGCUGCUUUUUGCCCCCGCGGCUUUUUCCCCCCGCCGCCGCGGCUUUUUGCUGCUUUUUGCCCCCGCAGCCGUGCUUUUUGCAGCUUUUUGCCCCAGCCACCGUGCCUUUUUGCCCCCGCCGCCGCGGCUUUUUGUCCCCGCCGCCGCGGUUCUGAGGGCGGGAGCGGCAGACUCGGCUGCCAGCUCUACUGGCGUCCUGGUAAGGGCACCGCCGAGGGGCGCUCCUGGUCCAGCUCUCCCGUCUCCGGGGUUCCUUGCCUAGGCGCCCGCGCCCCGGGCUCCCCGCCUUGGCCACUGUGGCCUGCAUAGAGCGGCGCUGCGCGGGGAGGCUAUGGGAGAGAAGAAGGAGGGCGGGGGCGGGGGUGAUGGGGUGGCGCAGGGGCCGCGGCCAGCCGGACGCUGCAGCAGUGCGGGCAGCUACAGAAGCUCAUCGGCAUCUCCAUCGGCAGCCUGCACGGGCUGCGCACCAAGUGCGCUGUGUCCAACGGCCUCACCCAGCAGGAGAUACGGACCCUGGAGGUGAGGCCACUGAAGGUCUGAGGGAGAACUGACUUGUCAGGAACUCCUGUUAAGGAGAAUUAACAAAGUGUGGUUAUUAAAGGAGAACUGAGUUGGGAGUCAGACCUGGAGGACUGCACCCUUGGUUAAGACAUUAUACCACCUUGAGUCUGGCCUGUUGACUGAAGAUACAACAGAGAAAUGCAUAAUGUCCACUGAAUUUAUUAAAGUUCCAAAAUCGGUCGCGCGCAGUGGCUCACGCCUGUAAUCUCAAUACUUCGGCAGGCCGAGGCGUGUGGAUCACGAGGUCAGGAGUUGGAAACUAGCCUGACCAACAUGGUGAAACCCCGUCUCUACUAAAAAUACGAAAAUUAGCCAGGCAUGGUGGCACGCGGCUGUAAUCCCCGCUACUCAGGAGGCCGAGGCAGGAGAAUUGCUGGAACCUGGGAGGCAGAGGUUGCAGUGAGCGGAGAUGGCACCACCGCAUUCCAGCCUGGGUGAAAGAGUGAGACUCCUCCUCAAAAAAAAAAAAAAAAAAAAAAAAGUUGCAAAGUCAUACUCACCUUUCUGCUCUUGUCAGACAAUUAAGGGGUCAUUGAAUACUUCAGCCCUAAUAAUUUGCUUCCUAACAUACAUAUUGCAGUGCUUAUCUAAUUUUAAAUAUCUUUUUGUUUCAACACCUAAUUUUUUAUUUAGAUCUACCUGUAUGUUUAUUUUGCUCUGUAUUCAUUCUUUGAUUUCAGAACUUCAACCUUUCUGAAGCAUGUUUUCAGAGUUUCUUUUUAGUUUCUUUAGUGGAAUUCUGCUGGUGGUGCUUUGUUUUUUCUCUCUAAAUAUGUUAUUUAGCCAUAGGUUGAUGAAUAUUUUUCUUGGUUGAGAAUUUCAGAAUGGCAUUAUUAUUAUUAACAAAUAAUAUUUUUUAUUUUACCUUUCAUUCUUUCCGAUUUCAAUAUGAUUAAAGGUAAUUUGAUUUUUCUAGUGCUAAUUGAAAUAUUUUUCCCUUCCUGAUUCUUUGCUAUUUCUCUAGGAGAUACGUAGGUGUAGGUUUAUCUCCAUUGUAGCUUGCUUAGCAUGCAUGGAAUUUUUCAAUAUGCGGAUUAGUGUCUUACAAAAGUCUAGAGAACUUUCAGCCAAAAUACCAUCACAUAUUGUCCCUUCCCAGUUCCCUUCUUCUAUGAGAACACUCACUAAACACAUGCUACACUUUCUCACGGUAUCUUCCUUGUCUCUUCAUGAUUCUGUCCACAUUUUGCAUUUUUUUAAAUUUUCUGUGAUGCAUUGUGAAAUAUUUAUUAACUCUCACCAUGGCCAUGUCUAAUCUGAUGAGUUCAUUUUUGAGUUUUUAAUUUAAAAUACUAUAUUUUUAUACAAGCUACUUUACAAAUUUUCUACAUCAAUUUUUUAGUCUCCUAAAAUAUAUUCUUUUUUAAAAAAAAUUUUUUAAAGCAAAUGUGCUUUAUAAUCUAACAGUGAUAUUUCUACUAAUGAACCUUUGUGGAUCUGUUUGUACUCUUUUUCUGCUUUCCUUUCAAACGGUGGUAUACCAUUUCCUUGUGUACUUAGAUGCCUCUGAAUGACAAAUAUUUAUUUUUCUCUGAAAAUUAUUUUUGUGCACUUUUGCGGAUUAGUAAGAAGAAAAUUUGCCAAAGAGAAUUUGAAUUUUUUUGUGAGUCUACUAAACGCACCACCAUUCUGGGACCACAUUAUAUUAAUUCUUGGCCUAAAGGUGUUUGGACAUAUGUUUGGACUGCACAUUUAAACAAUUUUUAAAUUAAUUGCUGUAAAUCAUUAAUGAUUGAAUUUCUUUAAAUCUGUCCAAUCUCAAUCAUUUUUAUUUGCCAUUUCCAGGGAAUGUGAAAUGGGACUAAUUUACCUCUGAUUCUUCUUUAUACUGAGGAUAGAAACUUUGGUCCUAGCUUUAGGGAGGAGCUCCUGUGUGAUGCCCUAUCUUAGGAAAAACUAUGUAUUUCUUUACUGUCCUAUGUGAUGUAUGACAGUAGGAAUCUGCACUCAUUCAUUUUGGUACAUGUCCGUAGGGCAAAAUCAGUUUCGGUGUUUAGGUAUAUUUUGUCUGCUCCCUGCAUUCCCAUGGUUUUGACCUUAUAUUUUACUUUUUUUUGUGAACAUACCAAUGCUUCAAUUUUUUUCCAGUAAUAUAAUCCACUAGACUAUAAGAAAGAGAAAAAUUUUGAUUAAACACAAAUUUCAUGUUUUCCUACUCUAAUUGGCUUUUAUGUAAAAAUACAGGUAAAAUUUAUUUGUGCUUUUUUGCUAUUUCUAUUUUGCUAUUCUCUGUUUGUCUAUGUCUUCUCCACGUUGACACAAUUAGGGAAUUUUGUACACUCUUGUGCCAACUGCUUUGAUAGUAACAAAAUGUAUUUCUCAAACUCCUAGGUAUAAAACUCAAGUAUCCACAAUUUAAGUUCUUUUUCCCUCAUUUCUAUUAUGUUUCCAGUCUCAAUAGAAAUCGAUGCCAAUCCAGAAAUACAAGCAUUAUUCUAAUACUUCUCACACAUUACAGAUAUAGAUUAAAUUUUCUAGAUCUCCUUAAAUACUAUCAUUUUUCACUACUUGUAUCUUAACUGUUAAGUUCAACAUUUUCUAUAAUAUUAAUAUAUUGUGAAAAUUUCCUUACUUUCUUAUUUGUCCCAGGUUCAAUGUUUUGCAGUCUCUACCUCACCCUGUGAAGCAUAAACAUUGUACAUGCUGUACAAAUAAUACAUAGUUCAUGUGCUUAGAGAUUGCACAAUUUUUAUUUGGUUGACAAUAGCUAAUGUUUUCUUCUUCAUUUUCUAUUUCCUGAUUUUUCUUUAUUUAGCAUAUACUACAUUAUCAUAAAAAUAAGAACGUGUUACAAACUAAAGCAAAAGCAACCCUAGGAAUAAAAUACACAAAUGAAAUAUAUAAACAUACAAUUAGAUGUACCACGUACCCUUCUAAUUUAUUUAGACAUUUAAUUUUAGUACAAUUUUAAUUAAAGUGUGUGUAUUAUCUGUCA
Homo sapiens (human) is the source of this 4285-nucleotide messenger RNA. RefSeq names its product extensin-like. NCBI's taxonomy places the organism in Eukaryota, Metazoa, Chordata, Mammalia, Primates, Hominidae. The coding region runs from base 1 to 1098 and encodes 365 amino acids. The record is from RefSeq and is a predicted model, not a curated record. The transcript is spliced from 4 exons.